Messenger RNA from Pedinophyceae sp. YPF-701, 1140 nucleotides. Lineage: Eukaryota; Viridiplantae; Chlorophyta; Pedinophyceae. The record is from the annotation of a GenBank genome assembly.
AUGCUCGUCCUGAACGGCCUGCUCGCGCCCACCUGCGGCGGCCGCCUGGGCACGCUGUCCAAACUCGACUCGAAGAACCCCGUGCUGUGCGUCGAGUUCGACGAAGGACGCCUCCAGCUCCAGGGCACUCUGGUGUUCCCCAAGUCGCGGUACCUCGUGCUGAGGCAGGGUCCGAAGGACACGGUGCUGUGCGAGGACAGCUUCGAGUGCAUGGUGGUGUUCUCAGAGUCCCGCUGGAUCGGCAAGGCGGAAGACAACCCGAAAGACCUCCCGCUGCCCAUGCCGGAUAGCAUCAAGCGGAAGGUUCACGAGAACGUCAACUUCGACGGCGGGGCCGGAAACCGCGGGGCCGCGGGGGUCGACGCGGACGACGAUGACACAGAUGCUGAUGACAGCAGUGGACAGAACGGGGCGGCGGAGGGCGGCAGCAGCCGGCGGCCGGCGCGAGCGGCGGCGCGAAGGGCGACGAAGAGGAUGAUGGACGACACCGACGAGGACGACGACGAUGAUAUGGCUGCGUCGGACGGCGAGACCGGCAGCGAGGCACCGCCGCGCAGCUCGCAGAGGCGCCGUGCAGCCGCCCGCAUCACGGUGGAUCACGCGAUCGACGUCGACGACGAAGACCACGACGCUGGCGGCGCGACAGAGGACGAGGGCGCAGGGAACGAUGGCACCGAGGAGCAGGCAGAGGACGCGCGGCCCGCUUCACGUCCGGCCCGCCGACGUGCCUCCAAGCCCAUCGUGCUGGAUGACACGACGGACGAAGACGACGACGGCGAGGACGGCAGUGUGUCGGAGCCUGCGUCGAGCAGUAGAGGCGGUCACCGGCAGCACGAUGUGUCGGGCGCGUCUGACUCGGUGCUCGAAACACCCCCAAAGAAGAAGAGCCGAAAGUCUGCAUCCGACACGUCCGCGCGCGCACCAGCGAGCCGGCCGUCGACGGCGAAGCGCGGAGGGGGUCGCGGUGGACGGCAGGGCGCCUCGGCCGGCGGGCGAGGCGGCAGGGGGGGGUCAGCAGCCAAGUCAGGGUCGAGUAGAAAGCGCAAGGCCCCCUCAGAGUCAGACGACGACUUGGAGAUGAGCGAGUCGUCGGAGGAGGAGGAGUCGGAGCCGUCUGAGGCCAGCUGGGAGGAUGAGUGA